AUGCUUUUUCAAGAACAAGUUGAACGGAUAAAGGUUGUCUAUCCUGGUACGAGUUACGUUUGUUUAUUAGAUGGUGAGAAUGGGGAUAUCAUUGCACAAUCCGAGACAACUGAAGUCAAUACAGAUGAAUUUACACGCACAAUCAUUAAUUUGAAGGAUGCAGCACUGCAAUUUGCGGCGACAUUAAACCAGAUUGAUCCACAAGUUGUCCAUGUUAGAGGAGUACAGGGAAUGUUUUCCUGCUAUGGAUCUGCUCAUAUGAUAUUGGCCUUUUAUAGUGAAAUACCAAGUGUAGACUUGGAAUUAUUUGAUUGUUUUGAAGCAGACAAGAAUAUUGAGCCCAUAACAGGAGAACUACAUCGACUUUUGGAUGCUAAUCAAAGUGGAAAACGUCGGUAUUAA
Messenger RNA from Peronospora belbahrii, 402 nucleotides. The record is from the annotation of a GenBank genome assembly. NCBI's taxonomy places the organism in Eukaryota, Oomycota, Peronosporomycetes, Peronosporales, Peronosporaceae.